Messenger RNA from Loxodonta africana (African savanna elephant), 7764 nucleotides. It is a transcript of the gene SLAMF9, whose product is annotated as SLAM family member 9. Gene Ontology annotation, biological process: T cell activation; plasmacytoid dendritic cell cytokine production. Bases 124 to 885 code for a protein of 253 amino acids. The transcript is spliced from 5 exons. Gene Ontology annotation, cellular component: external side of plasma membrane. The record is from RefSeq and is a predicted model, not a curated record. Lineage: Eukaryota; Metazoa; Chordata; Mammalia; Proboscidea; Elephantidae.
CAUCAUUUCCUUCUCCUCAGGACUGUUGAUCAGUCACUCUGUGGCUGGGAUGUCUCCUGACAGUUGUCUUCCUCACAGCACUGGGGGCUGACCAAGUCAUACCUUUGAGCACAGGCUGCUGGCAUGGGGGCUCUUGCUUGGCUGGUCCUUCUCUUGUUGCUCCUGGAAGCCAAAGGGGACUCUGGAGAUGGUACAGAUCCUGAGGAAGUAGUGGCUGUUCUUCAGGAGUCCAUCAGCCUUUCCCUGGAAACACCACCAGAUGAAGAGUUUGAGAACGUUAUCUGGUCCUCCCACAUACGGCUGGCAACUGUGGUGCCAGGGAAAAAGGGAAACCCAGCUGCCAUUACGGUGAUCAAUCCUCGCUACCAGGGCCGAGUGAGCUUCCUGGGCCCCAGCUACUCUCUGCAGAUCAGCAAUCUGAGCUGGGAGGAUGCAGGACCUUACCAUGCCCAGAUCAACCUGAGGACGUCCCAGAGCUCUACCAUGCAGCGUUACAAUCUACGAGUCUACCAACGGCUGUUGGAGCCCCGAGUCACUGUGAACUUUAAGAUCUCUGGGAAAGAUGCCUGUAAUAUAUCCCUGACAUGCUCCAUGGAGAAGGCAGGCAUGGAUGUAACCUACAGCUGGAUAUCCUCGGGGGACAGCAUUGAUAUAGCCCAUGAAGGCCCUGUUCUCAGCACAUCCUGGAGGCCUGGGGAGGAUCCUCUCUCCUACACUUGCAUGGCCAGCAACCCCGUCAGCAACGUCAGCUCCCAUCGAAUUCAUGCUGGGCUUUUCUGUGCAGAUCCUGGCUUUCCUUCUGAGAAGGCUUCAUCUACCUUCUGCCUCCUGGCCAAGGGAUUGCUCCUUCUCUUGCUCUUGGCUGUCCCACACAAGGAGCUGUGAAGGACCCUAGGCAGUCCUUCUCUGCCUUUGAGUUGAGCCUGGUGACGUCUCAAUCAUCUCCCUGACACCAGAUGUUCUGGGUCUCUGGUGCCCACCCCAAAGACAUGACAACUCUGCUGGAUCAGAAGCCAAGAUCUUGGACCCUUGACCCUCCACAACCUCUGGUUGGUAUCACUGUCCUGUCUGUCCCUUCUUUGUAGAUUUCCAUGUCUCAGAACUUCUCUCUGGAAUCUUGUCCUGGGUUAAUGUCUCCCUCACCUAUUCCCACCAAAGGCCCUUAAGUUUAUGUUCUUGCACUUUCCCUAGCCUGAUGAUCCACCUGAAUUUCUCACCCAAGCCUGAUUUGUCAUUUCCCAAGUCUCGAUCAUUCCCUCAAAUCAGAUCUGUGGACAUUACUUAAUGCAGUUCUUCAGGCAGCCUUGGUCUUCUCAGCUGCCACUCUAGGGGCAGGAAGGGAAGGAGGUAUUGAGGAGGGAAUUGGAAGCCAUCCCUGUGAAAGGUAGCAAGUAAAUUGACGAGGUGGUGUGGGAUACAGCGGGGAGAGCAUGGGGUGAGGUCUCAGGAGAUCUGGGUUCUGCUCACCCGUUGUCUUCCAGCCCAGGACAUGUUGUUCAGCAACUAUCCAUUGAGCCACAGUCCCUUUCUACAAGGAACACACACUCUCAAUGGAGAGGCUGACGUAGGUGCAGCUGAUUGGUUAUGGAUUGAAUUAUGUCCCCCCAAAAAUAUGUAUGGGAAUCCUAACCCUUAUACCUGUGGAUGUAAUCUCAUUUGGGAAUAGGGUUUUCUUUGUUAUGUUAAUGAGGCCAUAUCAGUAUAGGGUAUAUUACUUUUGAGAUAUAAAAAGAGCAGAUUAGGCACAAAGAGGCAAGCAUGAACUGUGGAAGGCAGAAGCACAUUUGAGCAUGACCAAGAACUGAGGAACGCUAGCUAUAGAAGUGGAGACAAGGAUCUUCCUCCAGAGACAACAGAGGAUAGCCUGUGCCCUAAAUUCAGACUUCCAGCCUCCUGAACUGUGAGAAAAUUAAUUUCUGUUCUUUAAGGCCACCCACUUGUGGUAUUUCUGUUACAGCAGUGCUAGGAAACUAAGACAGUGUUCUUACAGGGAGAUGGCUAAAGCAAGUGACUUGGCUCCCACACAGAAGGGUCAGCGGGUAACCUCAGAAACUUCAGGAGAGGAGUCUGACAGAUAAGGAGAGGUCAAGCAGCAAGAGGCACGCCCUGAUAUUUCUCUAGAUCUCUCAUGCCUUCCUGUCAGUGAGGGGAAGGUGCUGAUCUCCAAAGUGUCUUCCAAGAAAAGGGAUAUUAAUUCUGUGAAGGGGGCAGGGGACAUAUUGGAGGAUCUUGAGACCAAGGAUCCCUUGCUCUAAGGGAAGCAGGAGCAUGUAGGCCGGGCACUAGGGCAACGCAGGAGAAGGACUCUGACUGCGGGUAGCAUGAGGCUUGAAGGAAGCCAAGAGUCAGUCUCCAGGACUAGAAAGGAAGCAGGCACAGGGGACAAGCAAGGGCUCCCUGACUUAGAUUUUGUUCAGGAGAAGGAGUCCCCUGGGGCUUGGGAAGGAGAGGGUGAGGUUGAGAAAACAGUCUCAAAAGAGAUUCUAAGAAUGGCAGCUUGAUCCACUCUGUUGCCUGGAUGUCCCAGCCCUUGCCCCUCUGAGAGGCAGUCCCUGGCCCGAGGCUGGUUCUCUGAACUUCCCUUAGGCCCUGAGCACGCAUCAGAGAAAUAGUCCCACCUCUAAAAAGGCCUGCAGUCUGGGACCAAGCCUGCAGCCCCACUUCCUCUGAUUUCUUUCCUAUGAGGCCCCAUCUUUCACAGUGCCAGAGACUAGCUGGAAAAGGCUAACUGGAGUCCACCCUGUGCACACAGGGGCAGCUAGUUGGUUCCUCACCUAUUUCAGGAUGUGGCACACAGAAGGUGAAUAAAGGAAUGACUGGACCCUGGGCAGCUGACCCAGGGCUCUUCCUGGAAGUUGACAAAGUCGUUUCUUCUGAUACCCUGUCUCUGAGCAGAGAAAAGCAGAGGCCCCAAAACAACUCAGAGUACCUGGAAGAGGAAGGCUGACGUCCUAGAGAAGGCUGAAUAUAAGUUCAGAGGUGGGAAGCCAGGAUAAUAAUCAUAUGACAGCACUUGACAAUUUGCAAAAUUUGUUCCUCAGUCUUUGAAGUAGGUGAAAGCAAACUAGGGGAGGGGCUGCUAAUCCUUAAGCACCUACUAAGGGUUAGGAGGAGCCCUGUUGGCACAGUGGCUAAGAGCUCAGCUGCUAACCAAAAUGUCAGCAGUUCAAAUCCACCAGCUGCUCCUUAGAAACCCUACAGGGCAGUUCGACUCAGUUCUAUAGGUUUGCUAUGAGUCAGAAUUGACUUGAGGGCAAUGGGUUUGUUUGUUUUUUCUUAAGGGGCAGGCAUUGGUUAGCAGUGGGGAGGCAGAAAAGACACUGUCUGCCCUCAAGGAACUUUGUGGAGUGUGUAAAGAUAUAAUUACAAGGCGGGGCCAAGAUGGCAGAAUAGCUAGAUGCUUCCUUUCGUCCCUCGUACAACAAAGACCCCCCAAAAAUAAGUGAACCAAUUAUAUAUGACAAACUAGGAGCCCUGAUCAUCAAAGACAAAGCUGAAGAGUUGGACUGAGCGACAGAAGUAAGGAGAGACAACUGAAAAGCGGUGAAGUAAUGCCAGUCGCCAGGAUGCCGACUGAGGUGAGCAGUAACAUUUGGGAGUGUCUCAUCACAUUGGGAGAGGCCAGGCGACGGCAAGUCUGCACAAGCCUCCAGAGCCGGGUAGAAGCGGUGCGCCGGUGCGCCAGACUUGCAAAAGUUAAGUGCAAUCUACUGGGCGGGGACAAAAUAGCCCCUCCUCCUACAGGAAUUUCACAGCAGAGAAGUGCUUCCUUCCCCUCACCCGCCCCCUAUCCCCCACCCAACAACUGCCACGCCUCCUAAGCUAGAACUCUGGGCUCUCCAAACCCACACCAGUCUCGUGGCUUUAAAAAACAACAAGUUCCCUACGCCAGGACUCAGGGCAGGUCGGGAUGUGCUGCCCUUUCCUCCAGCCACUGGCAUAAGGGGUCCACGGACUUGCAGCGCCCUUCACCCCUGCCUAGACCUGUGUGGACUGAUUCAACACCACAUGCCCCCAUUAGCGUAAAACAUCAGGGCAUAUACUUGAAACCUAUUUUCAACUGCAGCACCCAAGGGGGAGCUGCAGAAUCAUGACAUUUGACACCACCCUGCCCAUUAAGCAGGGACCUCGCCAACACACAUCAGAGACCUGAGGGCUGGUGGUACCAUCCACUCAUCUAGUCCCCCAUGACAGGGGUCUGAGAAUAAGUGGUGCCUCCCAGUCCCUCCAGUCAACAGCACUGGCUGGCUGCCCAAUGACCAGCUGCAAUAUCCCACCCAAUACAUGCUCUGGUUGAUCUGUAUGCUGAGCAAAUAAUCCAAGAAGCUGGACUAUAUGAAGAAGAACAGGGCAUCAGGAUUGGAGGAAGACUCAUUAACAACCUAUAGCCAUGCAGAUGACACCACCUUGUUUGCUGAAAGUGAAGAGGACUUGAAGGACUUACUGAUGAAGAUCAAAGACCACAGCCUUCAGUAUGGAUUACACCUCAAUGUAAAGAAAACAAAAAUCCUCACAACUGGACCAGUAAGCCACACUAUGAUAAAUGGAGAAAAGAUUGAAGUUGUCAAGAUUUCAUUUUACUUAGAUCCACAAUCAACACCCAUGGAAGCAGCAGUCAAGAAAUCAAGACGCAUUGCAUUGGGCAAAUCUGCUGCAAAGUACCUCUUUAAAGUGGUGAAAAGAAAAGAUGACAUCUUGAAGACUAAGGUGUGCCUAACCCAAGCCAUGGUAUUUUCAAUCACAUCAUAUGCAUGAGAAAGCUGGACAGUGAAGAAGGAAGACUGAAGAAGAAUUGAUGCCAUUGAAUCGUGUUGGUGAAGAAUACAGAAUAUACCAUGGACUGCCAAAAGAAUAAACAGAUCUGUCUUGGAAGAAGUACAACCAGAAUGCUCCUUAGGAGCAAGGAUGGUGAGACUGUGUCUUACAGACUUUGGACAUGUUGUCAGGAUGGAUCAGUCCCUGGAGAAGGACAUCAUGCUUGGUAAAGUACAGGGCCAGCAGAAAAGAGGAAGACCCUCAAUGAGAUGGAUUGACACAGUGGCUGCAACAAUGGGCUCAAGCAUAACGAUUGUAAGGAUGGUGCAGGACCGGGCAGUCUUUUGUUCUGUGGUACGUUGGGUCUCUAUGAGUUGAAACCAACUCGACGGCACCUAACAACAACAAUGACAACACAUGCUAUAGGGGACAGGGACAUGCCUUCCACCCAGGCACCCAGGGGCAGCUGUCAGACCCCUUCUUUGCUCUGCACAUAGCCCUCUACCGCAGCCAGCUCCGAACAUCCCUACACAGCCCUGCUUGUCUAGGACUGUAGGUGAGAGUCUGCACCACACACUCUGUGACCGACGACCUGGACAGCUAUGCCACACCUGCACAAGUGAACAGAUUCCUGGGCCCACACAACUAGUAGCUGCUCUAACCACCUGGAGACAGGAUGUGAGAGCUUCAAAGACACCAAUAACCAAAGUAGCUCACAUGCCCAGUCUACUUGGGCACACCAAAACAAAACAAAAAGCUAGGACACAGUAAACAAACACACAAUAAAUAAAUAUAAUUACUUAUUGAUGGCUUGGAGUAAACAGUCAAUAUCAAUUCAUAUAAAGAAGCAGGUUAAGGUGGCUCCAGUAAGCAACCAAAACCAAGAACCAGGAAACCUUCUGGAGAAAAAUAAGGUCAUCGAAUUACCUGAGUUAGAAUUCAAAAGACUAAUAUACAGAGCUCUCCAAGAGAUCAGGAAGGAGGUCAGGCAAAACUCAGACCAAGGCAAGGAACACACAGACAAAGCAACGGAGGAAUUCAGGAAAACGAUACCUGAACAAAACCACAAAUUUAAUAGGGUGCUAGGAACCAUAGAGAGACAGCAACUAGCAAUCCAAAAGAUUAACAAUAAAAUUUCAGAAUUAGACAACUCAGUACAAGGUCAUGGGAACAGAAUUGAGGCAAUGGAAGUCAGAAUUAGUGAGAUUGAAGAUUGUCAUGGAUUGAAUUACAUCCCCCCAAUAAUGUGUGCAUCAACUUGGUUAGACCAUGAUUCCCAGUAUUCUGUGGUUGUUUUCCAUUUUGUGAUUGUAAUUUUAUGUUAGAGAGGAUUAGGGUGGGAUUGUAACACCCUUACCAGGUCACAUCCCUGAUGCAAUGAAAAGGGAGUUUCCCUGGUCUGUGGCCUCUUAAGAGAUAAAAGGAAAGGGAAGAAAGCAGAGAGUUGGGGACCUCAUACCACCAAGAAAGAAGUGCCAGGAGCAGAGCAUGUCCUUUAGACCUGAAGUUCCUGCACUGAGAUGCUCCCAAACUGAGGGAAGAUGGAUGACAAGGACCUUUCUCCAGAGCUGACAGAGAAAGAAAGCUUUCCUCUGGCGUUGAUGCCCUGAAUUUGGACUUGUAACCUACUGGACUAUGAAAUAAUAAAUUUAUCUUUGUUAAAGCCAUCCACUUGUGGUGUUUCUGUUAUAGCAGCACUAGAUGACUAAGACAAAGAUAAAUCCCUUAACACUAAUUUAUUUGAGGAAAAAUCAGAAAACAUAAUUUAAAAAAAUGAAGAAAACCUAAGAAUUAUGUGGGACGCUAUCAAGAGGAAGAACCUAAGAGGGAUUGGAGUACCAGAAUGGGGGUGGGAGGGGGGAGAGACAGAAAACACAGAGAGAAUUGUUGAAGAUCUGCUGGCAGUAAACUGCCCUGAUAUCAUGAAAGAUGAGAAGAUAUCUACCCAAGAAGCUCAAUGAACCCCACACCGGGUAGAUCGCAAAAGAAACUCAGGAAGACAUACCAUAAUCAAACUGGCCAAAACCAAAGCCAAAGAUAGAAUCUUGAGAGCAGCUAGGGAUAAAUGAAAAAAAGUCACCUAAAAAGGAGAACCAAUAAGAUUAAACUCUGACUACUCAGCAGAAAUCACGCAGGCAAGAAGGCAAUGGGAUGGCACAUAUAAAGCCUUGAAAGAAAAAAAUUGCCAGCCAAGAAUUAUAUAUCCAGCAAAACAGUCUCUCAAAUAUGACGACAAAAUUAGGUCAUUUUCAGAUAAACAGAAGUUAAGGGAAUUUGUAAAAACCAAACCAAAAUUACAAGAAAUAUUAAAGAGAUUCCUCCAGUUAGAAAAAAACAAUAUCAGACACAACCCAAGACUAGAAUACAGGACAGAUUAACCAGUUAUCAACCCAAAUAGGGAAGUCACAAAAACAAGUCAAAACUGAAGACUGGAAAUAGGGAACUAGAGCCGUCAAUAUAUAAACGAUGACAACAUCAUGACAAAAAAGAGGGAAUAAACAGUGUAGUCAUACAAUUUCUAUAUGGACAGGAAGUAAGAAAAUAUCAAGAAAUAAAAGAUUGGGUUAAAUUUAGAAAAAUAAAGGUAAAUUUUAAAGUAAUCACAAAGGAAGCUAACAAAACUACCCAUCAAAAUAAUAAAAAAAAAAAAGACGACUCAGUGAACACAAAAUCAACAAUAAUGACAAAGACGAAAAGAAAAUACAUAAAGAAAAAUGACUCAGCACAGAAAAUUAAGUGGAACAAAGAAACUGUCAACACCACACAAAAAAAUACAUCAAAAUGACAGCACUAAACUCAUAAAAAACUCAUACCUAUCAAUAAUUACACUGAAUGUAAAUGGACUAAAUACACCAAUAAAGAGACAGAAGGUGGCAGAAUGGAUAAAAAAACACGAUCUGUCUGUAUGCUGCCUACAAAAGACACAGCUUAAACUCAAAGACACAAACUAAAACUCAAAGGAUGGAAAAAAAUAUAUCAAGCAAAAAAAAAAAAAAACCCAAAAAAGAA